Glossina fuscipes is the source of this 467-nucleotide messenger RNA. RefSeq lists its product as uncharacterized. The record is from RefSeq and is a predicted model, not a curated record. NCBI's taxonomy places the organism in Eukaryota, Metazoa, Arthropoda, Insecta, Diptera, Glossinidae. The transcript is spliced from 2 exons. Bases 42 to 467 code for a protein of 141 amino acids. Gene Ontology annotation, molecular function: nucleic acid binding.
UUUCACAAUUUGUAGACAAUUUUUGAAUACUUCAAAAAUACAUGCAUAUAUAUACAAAGCAGACUUUAUGGAGCAUUUGUUCAAAAAAUGGUCUCGUAAAAGCUGUCAGACAUGAUAAUAAAAGUGGCUGCUAUUUUGUAGAUUUCGCGACAGUAGUAGAUGCGGAAACGGUUUGUCAAAGUCUGGAAAACAAUACGUUGGGUUUCCAGGUGAUCGUCGGUAAGAAGAAAAAGACUGCCAGUGCUCCAAUACCUCCAGACCUAGCCACUCAAAGUACUCAACAAGAGAAUCGUACUUGCCUUUCUUCAGAAAAAUUGUCUCCCCAUCUUUAUGCUGGUGCACAACAAGCUUUAGACCGCAAUUUUCAAAAUGGAUUCAUUUUUAAUGACGAUAUACAUACUUUUGAUCCUAAGAAUAAGGGUAAUACAAACGCAUGCAUUGAUUCUGAAGGAGGACACAUAACGUAA